Messenger RNA from Acanthochromis polyacanthus (spiny chromis), 7537 nucleotides. RefSeq names its product nuclear FMR1 interacting protein 2 (gene nufip2). The coding region runs from base 881 to 2590 and encodes 569 amino acids. Gene Ontology annotation, cellular component: cytoplasmic stress granule; nucleoplasm. The transcript has 4 exons. Lineage: Eukaryota; Metazoa; Chordata; Actinopteri; Pomacentridae. The record is from RefSeq and is a predicted model, not a curated record. Gene Ontology annotation, molecular function: RNA binding.
UCCGGAAAAGUUAGCUAAUGCUUGCUAGCCUUGGUCAGCUAAUGUCAACGAGCCGACUAGCAUUUGCUAACUAAUGUGAACUAAUGUGAUUGAGGGUUUAGCUUGCUAGCUAGCUAUCAGUUCGAGCUACACGCCGUUUCUUGGGAUAAUUUAGGACACGUUAGAGCUGCUGAGCAGCCGGCUGAGUUGACCGCCAUCGGACGAGAAACCAACCAUGAUGUUAGCUAGUGGGCUAGCUGACGUUGCGUGACAGUUGUCGCUGGUGGUGGUUUGACAUAUCGGGGAUUGACCUUGUGCGCCGGUUUCACCACCCAUUUUUCUCUUUCAAAUGCAUCUAAAUCGUUUCGUUAAAGCCCGUCGGGCAUGUUGUUAAAUUGCUGUAACUACGUGGCGAAUCGUCCUCAGCAGCAGUCAAGGCUUUAUCUUUUUCCUAUCAGCAUGCUUGUGUCCAGUUUAGGAAACCGAGCCGGCUCCACUGGAAUGUUCUGAGCUGCCAUUUCCUGUCGGCCAUGUUAGAAUAUCACUGCGAGCUAAUGCUAUAGUUACCUGGCUGCUUAGGAAAUGCUGUACAACCUCGGUACUUUGCCGUUGUGGCAUUUCAGUGUCGUGUUUUGCCUACAUGGGUUGCAGCUGUUGGGUGGCUGUUGCGGAUCCAACUACCGGUACCAGGGCGUGUUAAUUGCAACUGAGCCGCUGGUUAGUUGACAUUAGCUAACGCUAGCUGUCUCUGACAGGCCUGUUGCAUGUUGUCCAGUGAAGCCACGCAGCCACUCGAUUGUGACCACUUGAUGUUGAUUUCUGCAGCAGAACAGGCAAUAAAAAAGUAAACAUCAGUGACGAGGAGGGGGAGAAGAAUCUACAUCUGUCUGAUACUGUGGGAAUGUCGCAUCCCCCCAACAGCAAUGGUAACAGACACAUAAGUAAUACAAAUGUGAAGCAGAAGUCAACGCAAAAGCUGUACACGACUGUUCCAAAAGUGAGCAGCAAAGGAUUGGACCAUAAGAAGAAUAUGGACCUUAAAAAUGACAAGGAAAAGGCCCUGGAUUUGACUCAUCAUGAGGGCCAGCCUUUGGAUAAGAAGGACUUGGUGCUGGUUCAAAAUGGCGUUGUAAACUGUGGCUUAAUUACAAAUGGCUAUUCUAGCAAGGACAAUGAUGGCAGCGGCUCCGAAGGUGGAUAUACUACUCCGAAGAAACGCAAGACCAGAUGUAACAACGCCAAGAACACUGAUAAUGUGAUAAGAGAAAAGGAAAAAGACAUGCAGCAGGGCAGCAGUACACAGGAGCCGGGGGCUUUUAAUCUCGAGACAAAUGAGAAAGGAAUGACCUCCAGACUCGAUGGCUUUAGAGCCUCUCAUAAAGUAGAAGCUCAGUCAGCAGCUAGAAGGGCUGUUGUGUCAGAGGCUUCAGUGGGUGAAUCUCAGAGGAAAAACUCUGACGGCAAAACUGUUGGCACCUUUGGUAAAAAAUCUGAGGAAAGGCACAAAGGCAAGCUUUCCUCACCUUCAAAAGAGGACUCGUGGACUUUGUUUAAGCCCCCUCCAGUAUUUCCUGUGGACAAUAGCAGUGCUAAAAUUGUUCCCAAGAUCAGUUAUGCAAGUAAAGUAAAAGAGAACCUCAACAAAGUAGCUCAAGGUGGAGGAGAGGCACUGCCUCCUCCUGUUAGACUGUCACAGGUCCCUAUGUCUGCUAUGAAAACUAUCACCUCAGCUAGCUUUACUAAUGGUCCUGUUUCUGGAAAUGGAAACGGCUGCCCAUCAGUGGGUACCUUCUUUGCUCCUGCUGCUAGUAGUAUUCCACCAGCCCCAUCUAUCCCAAGUGGCGAGAAUGUAGCAUCUCCUUUGGAAAGUAACUGUAGCUCUACAACCAGUCCUGUAGAUGGCGAAGCAUAUGAGCUUAGAAAGUGUACUCUUUUAAUUUACCCUUUAAAUAUGCAACCUGUGCUCCCUAGCGCUCGUCACCUUGACCCACCGGCUGCUCAGACAAAUCAGAAAGCCCUGGGAGACAUCUUCCAGAAUCAGUGGGGGCUUUCCUUCAUCAAUGAGCCCAACCUGGGGCCAGAAGGAGGAAAUGGGCAGGUGCCUGCAGAGGACAAGACUACUGUGGUCACAUCUCAAAGCGAGUGUGAGGCUGUGGCUGCCAAGGCUACUCAGCCCUGCUUUGAUGUUAGCCCAUCAUUUUUAGAGCCUGGCACUUUGGCUCAAGACCCUGAGAAAAGGACUUGUAGCCCUUGCAAUGUGUCUGUUUGUUCCCCUGCUUGUGUGAUGGUUGAGGAGGAGAACAAGCUGCAGCCAUGUGGCCAGGACAAGACAAAAGUAGAGGCCAAGGGUGCAGGUUCUGCAGCGUCGGCCUCUAGUAAAGACAACGGUGCUAAGCCUGCACAGGGCCAGCUAACCACUUUGUUGUUUGGCUCAUCUAAAGAACAGGCUCACUCUAAAGACACUGGCAGGAGGUGUAGCUGGGGGUCCUUUGACGUUAAAGCUGCUGUCACUUAUCACACUAAAGAAAUGGAAUUCAUUUUCAACUUGCGAAAACAAGAUCCAAAAAGAGUAGUGAUUUAUGAUGAGACCAAGGACGGACCUGAUCAGUGAGGUAGAUCGUCUACAGUACUUACCUUCUUCUCUUCUGGGUGCUGCAGUUAUCUACCUUGGAAAUCACAAAUCCUGUUGGAUAGAUAAAAGUGACAACUGUGAAAACAUUGAUAGUUUAGCAUGUCAGAUUUUCCUUGGAAUCUCGGGUGGAGUAACAGACUUCUUUUGGGGCAUCAGACAAACAAACGUACACAAACACACACACACACACACGAACGCAUGUUCUGGAUGGACGUUAAAGGAGUUGAUCGGUGCCUCUCCAACAUGAUGAAUGGACUCUUGCAACUUUGAGCUGUGAUAGUCGUUUGUCUCGUGGCUCUUUCAGGAUGAUGUUCGGGAGUUCAACAAAGGAAGGUGUCUUGGACUGCACCUCCCUAAGCCUUUAUCCUGUUGAACUGCGGCAGCCGUCAGUGUGACUAUGGGAAGCCUCAGUCAUUUUCUUUCUUCACGCGUUCAAAUGAGUUCAUUGUAGAUAUGUUAGACGUUAUACAUACACACCCGUGUGCAAGCUUGAAUUCAUUGUGAAUGAAAGGAGAAGACACUUUGCAAAGAAUGCCUUCAAGUUGUGGAAGAAACGUCUUUGGAGUCCUGUUAAACUAUAAGUUAAGAGGAAGCUCAUAGGUGAGGCCCCAUCCAGGAAGGGAGAACCUUGUCUUAAAUCCUUUAGGGAAAAUCAGAGCCCAGAAAUGUAAUGUUCGCUUUUUCUUUUGUGCUGUUUCAUGUGACCUAACAUCAUGAGUAUUAUCUGCAUUGUAGUCUGAACCCCAGAGCACAGGUACAGAAGUGCCCAGUCUGAAGGAAAGCCACGCCCCUUCAUUUCAUUGUUUGUUAGUCGUGUCAAUGAUUUUAAAAUCACGUCUCCGUUAAAUUUCAAACCUUUUUAUCUUGAAACGUCUCAUACAUUUCAUGACUGUUCCUCAAUUCAGGUUCAUACACCUUCUAAUAUAUGAAUUCUGAGCUUCAGAAUAAGCUCAGACAGAACAAGAGACAUUUCUUCCAUUGAGGUCUUCUGUGUCUUGUGCUCUUUGUUCAGCAGCAAGACUCAGGAUGUCCACAUAUUAUUUUGCCUACAUUUCUGUUCAAUUCCUCUUGUCAGCAGAACAUGUGUUGCAUUUUACAACUCUGAUAUAAUUUUUUUUGCAUUUGGUCUUUACUUUUCUGCCUCACGGCACUGUAUUUCUUGCAUGUUUACUAGUGGAAUUGAAUGAAUCAGAGGUUCAUCGCCACGCAAAGAUAACAGUAACACAACCAUUGCAAUACUAAUCUAGGCUCCCCAACUAGCCACUUUGUCAAACUGUGUCGAAAUGUGAAGAUGAGUUAGAGUUUUAUGUUUUACUGUGGAUAACAUUUUAUGUUUGCAAACCAGUGUGCAAUAACACCGUGUGAUCCAUGCGUGUGAAAUGGGUUAUGUGGAGCUACAAAAUCAUCACCCACGAUGCUGGUGUGGCCUGCAGUUCAGUUUAGUUUGUUCGGGAUGUUUAAGGUGCGUGUUCAGUUUGUUGCACAAAUUCUAAAUUGAUUUUAGUUUUUCUUUUUAGCGAGGGGAAAAAAAAAGACGCUCACGGUGACAGAUUUCCUGAAGUCGAGGGAGCCCAAAUUUGCUAACUGCUAACUGGCCAGCUGUGGCAUCACUUUUAUCACCAUCUCCAAAUCAGGAUUGGUUUAAUCAACAUAACAAAGGAACUGUUCAGGUUUCUUUCCUCUAGAAGCUAUGAUUUGGUUAAUGUGUGGAUUAAUAGCACUUUAUGUAAACUAAUUAUUGCUUUUAUCGUAUAAUUACUAGAAAAAUCUAUAUGUACUGACAAGAAAUACUCCUUGAAAGAAUGGCUCUGGGCUGUUACUUUUCAGAAAAAAAGUUGCUAAAUACAGAAUUAUUAAAUGUAACUCAGGUAGUGUUGAUAAAGCCAUGACUGUGUUGAAUAUUGUUUUUGCCAAACGGCCCCUGUCAUGUAACGUUCUCCCAUUGGAAAUGUUGGAUUGGAGUCCUACAAUAUAGAGUCUCAUAUGAUGUGACAACACACCAAAUAAUUACUUUUGAGGCAAACUGUCAUGGCGUGUGAGGUGCUGUCAUUGAUCAUUUUGAGCUCUGAAAUAAGUGUUUAUCCCCCCCCCCCUUUUUUUUUUUUUUUUUACAAAAAAAGCACAUUGCUCCAUGCGCUGUUUUCUUUGUAUACUAGACCGUAAUCUUCCUGCAAUCUUUUUGACGGUUCAUUUUCUCCUUCACGUGUUCAUAGUGAAGCACCUCUUGAUUUGUUAACACUGAACAUCAGCGGCGUGUUCUUCAGGGGUCGCUGUAAUCUGGAUGUGAGCUUUCAAGUACACUUCUUUCCACUGUGUCCUGAUUAGGCAGCGCCGCAGAGGGAAAGCCCGCAACUGCAGCCGUGUUUUUGUACAAGUCGUCUUGACAUUUAACUUCCGCGUCCAAAUCGCAGUCAGCUCUCUGGUAUUGAAAGUGCUUUUGUUUUGGCUUCCGUCGUGCGCCGUGUGAUGGAUGAGGCGAAUCAUCAGACGCUGGCCUCGUUCUGUCGGAUCUGGUCAGCGAGGAAUGCAUUGAGGAGAUAUUAUCCAUUAGAAUUUUUAUGUUGUGGAAUUUAAUCUAGCUUAAAGUUACACGAAAAAGUAAUUUUCUCUGAUUUCCCCCCGUAAUCCGCAAAGAAAGCGACAUAAUCAGGUGACCAUAUGCCAAAUUGUUGAAAGUGUUAUCAGUGGACAACGAUGCAUCUGUAGGCUUCUAAUUGUAAAACAGGGUGAUCAAAAUGAGUAGUAUGUGAUGUUACAGUAGUCUUACAAUGAAUCCUUUUUUUCUCUUUGUGUUUUUUUUUUCUUUGAGAGGACUGUUGUGGUACAGGGAAAUCAGAGAAUCACCUACCCUCCCACCCCAAGACUCCUCUUUUUCAAGCACUUAAUACAGCACCAAGGCUAUGCUGAAUAUGCAUUUUUUUUGUUUUUCGGAGAUAGAACUAUUAUUUAGCAUUGUAGCCUGCAAACCAAAAAACAGGUUCUUGAAGCUGAGUAGAUGGUUAAUCAAGUGAUUAGGGGGUGGGGGCGACUGACUGUUGUUGGUGUUGUUGAGAAAGAAAGGAGAGAUAAAAACAAAAAGCCUGAUCACGUGGAGUUUCUAUUUCCACCCCCUCAGGAUGUGCAAUCACCUCAAGGAUGCUGAUGCAGGCUUCCAGGUUGCGAGUGGCAAGUUUGUUUGUUUGUUGGGUGUGUGCAUAGCAAGUUCUUCCUAUUAUAUGCAAGUUCCUCGUAUAUUUCAAAAAAAAAAAAAAAAAAAGGCUGAGAAAAGUCCUCCCUCUCCCUCCCCCUCUGUUGUUUCAUGUUCAGGUGCCUGUGUGGGGAAAAGAAAAAAAAAAAACCUUUUACAGCAAUUUUGAUUGUUUAAAAUCUGCUUCCAGCAUAUUUCCGUGCCAUUUUUUUUUUUGGUUUCUUCUUCUUCUUUUUUGUAACAUUUGCGAUGCUGUUUAAGUUUGCGUACAGCUAAUCCUAAUUUCUUCCUUUUAAGCAACGUGGACGCAGCUGAAAGCAAUUUUAUGUGUUUUGCGUAUUUUUUUUUUCUUUUGAAUUUUUAAUGGCUUGGAAAUUGUGACCUAAAAGCCAAAAUCGGUUUGAAUGGGGAUGGAUAACUGCUUGCUGGUGUAUACUCAUGCCAGUCCAUUGUCAAGAUAACGUCUGAAGUAGCACAUAAUUAAUUUGAAAUUGAUUUAACAAAUUAAUCUUUUAACAUAUGUUUUUAAAGUAAUUUGUUUUUGAGUUAUAACCUAAUUUAUCCGUAGAUGCACACGUUAGGAUGAGACUAAAAGGAUAAAGAAAAUCAAGACGUCUCAUUUUUGAUGAGCUUUAGAUGUUUUAGUUUUUGAUUAAGGCUGAUGUAGACCUACCCCCCCCCCCCCAAUAGCACCAAUGUUAAUAUAUUUGAAUUUACUCUGUUGUUUUUUUUUCCAGCAGAUUUUAUACAACUUACUUUAAUACAUUUCUGCAGAUAGUUGUGAUGGAGUGAUGAGCAUUGAAACACACUGCAUCCGGAGUUCCUCGUAAUAUAUAUUUUAUUUUGUUGUCGUGUUGUUGAUCAUGUUGUGAGGAGGAGUGAGGUGUUAACGUGCAGUUCAACAACUCUGAAUCUGCUUUCGCCAAAGGUACACUACUCAGAUAUUCAGCUACUGAACGGCACAGACAGGGAGGGCGAUGAAGAAGAUGAGGAGUCACUACUGUAGCAGCUGAAUGUCACUUUGAGCGCGUCGUAAUAGAGCGAGGAGAAAUCGUAACAAGAUAAAAAAACAAAUACCGAAAGUGCUGCUUCUUCAUCCAGUAAUCAGUCAUCUUGCAAUGGGAAAUGCUGGACUUGGUGUUUGUGCUCGACUUAAAAACUGUCCCUCCUUUAAACUGUCGUUGCCUCUCGUGGAAAUGUUUUAAUUUAGGGGGUGCUUUUUUUUUUUUUUUCCCAAAUUUUUGUUGUUAUUUAGUGACACCUGAGAGGUACAGUGUUUCUGCUUCCACACGAGGAGGAAAGUCAACAAGGCGACGUGUCUUUACAGGAUUCAGUCAUGAUAAGAGAUGAUAUGUUGUGCCGAGUCAUCUUUUUGUUUUGUCUCUGCGUCAUCUCAGAUGGCUGUUGUGCUUGUUGAUGCAUUACUAUUAUUCUAUUUUUUUUUUUCUGGUCUGCUCCUCUUAUCACUUCUCCAUCGCCUGCCCCCCUAAAACAUGAGGCAAUAGCAUUUCUUUCUCAAAUGUCUUACAGGUUGGCAUUUUAAGUUUUUAAGUGAGCAGUCUGAUUAUUUAAUUUUUUUUCUGAAUUUAACAAAGUGUCACAUUACAAUGUUUGUUCUUUUUUUUUAAAAGCAUGAUAAAUAACCCUCAAAUUCCAAACAAUGUAAUAGUCAAUAAAAAAUGAAAACUCCAGUGUUCACAAUUUUAGUUUCCAUUAAAAUGUCAAAUUUUCAUGAAGAA